Chlamydomonas reinhardtii is the source of this 3653-nucleotide messenger RNA. RefSeq lists its product as uncharacterized. The record is from RefSeq and is a predicted model, not a curated record. The transcript is spliced from 18 exons. Lineage: Eukaryota; Viridiplantae; Chlorophyta; Chlorophyceae; Chlamydomonadales; Chlamydomonadaceae. Bases 613 to 2820 code for a protein of 735 amino acids.
UGAAUUUGGGCACGGGACCAGCGAGGUCUUGUCGCCAGCUGUCGCGUUCCUGGAUCCAAAACAGUCUGCUUCAAUGCGCAGUUGGCAUACGGCUUUUUCUGCCCCUGUCCUGAGAAAUGAGCAGCCCUGGCAAGAAAUCGCCGAAGUUUCCGAGUGGCAUCAAUCUACAGUUUGACAUUGUAAUUAUAUGAAUUAGCCUGUUACAGCUGCCUCUGCCCGUGCAUCAUAAUGGCUUUGCGAAUUCAUUAGCCACCCUGCAUUACUUAACCAGUCCAAAACUUGCCUGUCAGCCGCGGUUUUUUUACCGCCGUCUUAUUUUGUUCAGUGUCGCCUUAUUAUGAUAUUUAUAGGGUUAGACGGGACGGCAGCCUAUUCCUUUCAGCACCCUCUGAGGGAGCCACGUUUUAGAACCGCAAGCGAGAGGAUGUUGUCGGGCCCAGCUACUUGCGCCUGCUACGGCACCGGAGCCGGUUCGGUGGAUUGUGGGCAAAAUUAGUGAAACGGGUGCACAGAGCCGGACGGUGCUGAUGGCGCGCGUGCAUCUUGCACGAUUUGCCUUCACGUGCGUAUGCCAGGGCCGGCUGGCGGCGUUCCCCACCUCCCUGGAGGGGGAUGAGGAGCGACUGCAGGGGCGGAACGGAAUGCUGCGAGUCACCGGCAGCAGGAGUGCCUGGGACAACGGGGGCGGCGGGCGGAAGGCGCGAGGGAGGGAGGCGGAUUGAGUAUGUGAGUCUGGACUUCAGCGGCUGCAAGAACAACUCUCUGAGCUGGUUCUGCUGCCAGUUCGGCACAUGCUCCACCACGGCCUGCAACGGUGUGGCCUCCACCUCCACCUGCAAUAACGUGGUCAAAGCAACAGUGGCUGUGCCAGCAGGCGCCGCAAGCGUCACGCUGCAGGUCCAUGACGGCCGUAUCACGGGCAACUUCAAGUGCACCACCGCCACGCCCUGCUGCGGCGGCGACGGCGGCGCCUGCGGCACCGGCUCCACAUCCAGUGUGUGUGGCGGCGUGGUGGUGCCCAUCUCCGGCGUGAGCGGCUGCUUUGCCCGCCCACCAUCGCCGCGGCCACCCAGCCCGUCCCCGCCCUCGCCCAAGCCUCCAAACCCGCCUCCGCCAAGCCCACCACGGCCCCCCUCACCGUCACCUCCUUCCCCCGCACCUCCGCCCCCUCCGCCCUCCCCGCCACCGCCGUCUCCCUCGCCACCAUCUCCUUCGCCACCGCCGCCUCCUCCGCCGUCCCCUCCCCCGUCACCGCCUCCGUCACCUCCUCCGUCGCCUCCUCCGCCGCCAUCAUCCCCUGAGCCGCCCUCGCCUGAGCCUCCCUCUCCGCCGCCACCGCCGCCGUCUCCGGAGCCACCCUCGCCCAAGCCUCCUUCCCCUCCUCCUUCCCCUCCUCCUUCUCCUCCGCCGUCUCCUCCUCCGUCGCCUCCUCCUUCCCCUCCUCCGCCGCCACCGUCUCCUGAGCCGCCCUCGCCUGAGCCUCCCUCUCCGCCGCCGCCGCCGCCGUCUCCGGAGCCACCCUCGCCCAAGCCUCCUUCCCCUCCACCUUCCCCUCCUUCUCCUCCGCCGUCUCCUCCUCCGUCUCCUCCUCCUUCCCCUCCUCCGCCGCCACCCCUCCCUCCCCUCCGCCAACACCCCCCCCCAUCGCCCCCCCUGCCUCCGUCACCCGCGCCGCCCUCGCCCUCUCCUCCGCCCCCUUCGCCCCCUCCCUCUCCCGCCCCCCCGCUGCCUAAUCAGGCCUCUUGCAGCUCGUCAUGUCCCAAUGGAUCUCAAAUUCGGGCCGCUGGAUUCAAGACCACAUGCGGCGCGACCUGCCUCCUGACACAGCCGUCCGCUUGCCUGGUCGAGCCCCGCCCCGGCGCCUUUGACUCGCCCGGUUCCUACGUGCCCGCCUUCUCGGGCGUGUACGGCUGCUUCCUCAAGUCAAGCGGCACCUACACCAGCAACAGCAGCGGCAGCUCCAGUUCCUACCCGCUCUACCUGUCCUAUGGCGGCGCCAACCUGGACUCCUUCUUCUCCAGCGCCGCCCCCGGGGCCGUGGCCGCCCUGGCCUGCUACGACUCCCCGCAGCUCAUCAACCUCACGCAGUACCUGCUGGUCACGGUCCUGCCCACUCCCUCCGACAACUACGCCUGCCUCACCUGCGGCUUCUACAACGUGGCCCCGCUGGCCGCCACCUCCUCGGCCAACUGUGACUGCAAUGACACCGCAUGGGCCUUCCCCACCCCGGCGCAGCUCGGUGCCGCGCAAGCCGGCAACUCCACUUCCGAGAUCCGACUGAACGUGACGGAUCCCGGAUUCGGAAACGGCGUGUUUUGGAACCCGCGCCAGCCGACUUCAAGCGCCUGGGGCGGCUACUUCCGCAUCGCGCCGCCCGCCUCGCCCAACGCCGUCCUGACCCUGGCGGUGUGUGCCGGCUGCGGUCAGAACCAGCCGGACAAGGGAUACUACCUGAGUACCGGCUUCACUAUCACCUUCACCAACUUCACCAAGGGCAACGGCUCCAUCACCAUCAAGGCUCUGGCGCCCGGCGCCUCCGCUGAGGUGGACAAGCUGCAGAUUUACCUCAGCUUUGUGGCCCCGCCCAACCUCAACCCGGGCCAGUUCCAAACCUUCACCACCACCAGCCCCACCGUCACGCCCACCAACCCGCUCAACGCCUUCCCCGCCGGCCCCUUCACGGCGGCCGCCCGCGCCAACGUCACCUACACGACGUCUUCCGGCUCCACCGCCACCGUGCCUGCCUCCGUGGACCCCAGCCAGGGCCUGUUCUUUGCCCUGCACCUCGAUGUGGGUCAGGCCUGCCCCGCACCCUACUAGAAAUGUGUGUGACACCGGUAGAUAGAUGUGGCAAUCUGUCUGGGGCGAGUUGAUGGCACGUGCAGGUACCAAUGCUUUCGUUCGGCAUCCUCACGUCCCGAUGGCUGGCAAACCGAAGCGCUGCUCAUAUGUUUCAUGGGAGGGAUGGGACUAAGAAAUAAUGUGAAGAGUUUGUGUUUGCUAUAAUAUGUGUACGGUCGCGCACUUUCGUCCCUCUCUUCUAUACAUGUGUGUGAGUUCUGGCCUCAUGCACGAUCUGGAAUGUCCGUGGCUUGGUGUCGAUUGCCGACUUGACCUGAAAGAGUGGCGCAAUCGAACGGCGAGAGCCUGCAAAGCUGGGCCCACGCGUUGAAUGGCACAGCAGCGGUACAGAGUCGGUAGUGGCGUUGGUGAAAUAAUCAUGUCACGCAAUUGCGUGCAAUUCUUUUGUGUAUGUAAUGGCGCACACGCCAUGCAUGUCGCGCUGGAUGUGUUAAGUUGUCACGCAGCACUGCCCGCCAGUACUCGUUCUAUAGCUAGGAUACGCGGCGGCCGGAGUGAACUACCCCAGGAACUACCCGGGCCUAUCAUGGUCCCUCGAGCGUUCUGCAUGUAAUAGCAACUACGGUACGUGUUCUGUCUCUUACUCGCAGAACAGGUGGUGCAAGUGGCCGUUACCCUUAGGUCGGGUCGGCGGGACCAGCUUACAUCCUUAGACCUGGGCCUGGAAUGUAAGAGGUGCGGCUGGAUGCGGUGCAGCGCAUAGUCCCUGGGAGUUUCGGGAAGGAUGUGUCCCGGACUGACAUGCGGGUGUUACGGCCUGGAUGGAAUGUUGACUGUAAUUGCAAUGCUAC